UAUAACUGUAGUAAACAAUAUUCAACUCCUUCCUCUGUUUUCCCUCAUUCUCCGCUUUGGUCCUCAAACAACAACACCAACAAUGGAGCCUCUUUGCCCAAACUUGGAUCUCAAACCAACGCCUUGCUCACCAAUUUCGCCCAGAUUCCCAAAACCCACCUCACUUUUACUGCCCCCGCAUCGGUUUUCAUGCUCGGAUCGCAGUGUGAGCCGGAAAUGGAGAGUCAUUGCUGCAAAGUCUGAAGCUCAUGAAAACUCUAGUCAGGAACUCUUUGGGUCCAUUAGAAAAGGCUUUCUUGCGUUUUCUGUUGCCGCUGCUGCCAGUUUUUCGCUCUGUUUCGAUUCUCCGGCGAUGGCAGAGUCGUUGACCGUUGCUUUUCCGGUUUCACGCACUACUGAGGUGAACUCAGUACAAAGAACUCUUGUGGAGGCUUGGGGUUUAAUUAGAGAAACAUUCGUAGACCCAACAUUUAAUCAUCAAGAUUGGGAUCUUAAGUUGCAGCAAACAAUGGUCGAAAUGUUUCCCCUUAGGUCAGCGGAUGCAGCUUAUAUGAAGAUCAGUGGAAUGCUUUCUACUCUUGGUGAUCCCUUUACAAAGAUUAUUAGUCCAAAGGAAUAUCAAAGUUUUCGAAUUGGAAGCAAUGGAAAUCUACAAGGAGUUGGCCUUUUCAUAGGUACUGAACCAAGAACAGGUCAUCUGGUUGUUAUGUCUUGUGUAGACGGUAGCCCAGCUGCUCGUGCUGGUAUUCAUGAGGGAGAUGAGUUGGUUGAAAUUAACGGUGAGAAGUUUAAUGGUGUUGACACUGAAGCAGCAGUACAGAAGCUUAGGGGCCGAGUUGGAACAACUGUUACAGUAAAAGUUCACAGUGGCAAUGAUUUGGGAAGUGAUGCUAGUAUAAGAGAGGUGAAAUUACCUCGGGAGUUCAUUAAGGUUUCCCCAAUUUCAACUGCAACCAUCCCUCAUAGAACCCCAGAUGGACAUUUAACAAAGACGGGUUAUGUGAAGCUGUCAGCCUUCUCUCAGACUGCUGCAGCUGAUAUGGAAAAUGCUAUCAAGGAAAUGAAGAGUCAGGGUGUACAUUCAUACAUACUGGAUUUGAGGAACAAUCCGGGGGGACUGGUGAAAGCUGGACUUGAUGUUGCCCAAAUUUGGCUAGACGGGGAUGAAACUCUAGUCAACACUGUUGAUCGGGAAGGGAACUUGUUACCAAUUAAUAUGGUAGAUGGGCAUGCUAUCACACAUGAUCCACUUGUUGUGCUUGUCAAUGAGGGCAGCGCAAGUGCAAGUGAAAUCUUGGCAGGGGCACUGCAUGACAAUCGUCGAGCUACUCUUGUGGGUCACAGAACCUUUGGGAAAGGAAAAAUUCAGAGUGUCACAGAGCUGCAUGAUGGAUCGGCCUUAUUUGUCACGGUGGCAAAGUAUUUAUCGCCAGCGCUUCAUGACAUAGACCAGGUUGGCAUAGAUCCUGAUGUGCAAUGCACAACUGAAAUGCUCAAUUCUCCAAAGGAUUCAGUGUUGAAGGAGCAGAAGAGCUCAGUCUCGUCUCUAGAAGCAGAUUCCUGUGUUUUGGUAGCAGAACAUGAAUUGGACAUUCAAGAGUCCAAAGGCACUGCUUCUUGAAGACAGGAUCUUAUGCAGUAAUUCACAUACAUGUGGUAUAUAUAGAAAUUGACAGUAAUUAUAGAUGUGAAAAAGAAUUUGGAAUAGGGCAGGGUCUGCGUAUCGUUGUGUAAUCUGUAGAUGCUGUGCAUGGAAGUAGAAUAUUAGUGUAUGAUCCACUAUUUGGAAAUAUAAAAGAACAAGUUGGGGUUCCUCUA
Messenger RNA from Rosa rugosa (rugosa rose), 1818 nucleotides. Its product is annotated as carboxyl-terminal-processing peptidase 3, chloroplastic. The record is from RefSeq and is a predicted model, not a curated record. The coding region runs from base 83 to 1621 and encodes 512 amino acids. Gene Ontology annotation, molecular function: endopeptidase activity; serine-type peptidase activity; protein binding. Gene Ontology annotation, biological process: proteolysis. The transcript has 12 exons. Lineage: Eukaryota; Viridiplantae; Streptophyta; Magnoliopsida; Rosales; Rosaceae.